AUGAUUGGUCGAUUGAUGGAAGUGACUCCUACUGACGUGGAAUUGUAUCAUCUCAGAAUGUUAUUGCACCACGUGAGAGGUGCAUUGUCUUUUGAAAGUUUAAGAGAUGUCCACGGAACAGUGUUUCCAACAUACUUUGACGCUUGCAAAGAAAUGGGGCUGACAGAAGACACACAUGAGUACAGAAGGUCACUGAGAGAAAUGUCGGAUUGGUGUACUGCAGGCAGACUGAGAAAAAUGUUUGCACUGAUGUACAGUAUUGCCACAGAGGUGCAAAUCACUGAAAUACCCGAACUGUGGGAAACGUUCAGAGACGCCAUGAUUGAUGAUUAUUUGAGGAGGCGUAUGAACAGAGUACAGGCAAUAAAUGCAUGCCUGAGAUCUAUUGCUGACCACCUGCAGAGAAACGACAAGACCUUGACUGAAUUUGGUUUGCCACUGCCCGACGAGAAUGUUGCUCAUGAGCCAGAAGAACCGGGAGAAUCAAUGGAACAAGAUGUACACGUCAUUGAUGUCAAUACAUUGAAUGUAGAACAAAGAAUUGUAUAUGACCAAGUAAUGGAAACAAUUAAGAAGGUCGAGAGAGGCGACCAUGUGGAAACGACAAUGUUCUACAUUGAUGGACCAGGAGGGAGUGGAAAAACCUAUUUAUACAAUACGUUAUUGACCAACAUUUUUGGCAUGAAUAAGGAUGCAAUUGCAGUUGCUUGGACAGGAAUUGCUUCCACUCUGCUGGAAAACGGCACCACCGUACACAAGGCGUUUAAAUUGCCCUUGAAUUUGACAGACAGUACGGUGGCAGGGUGGCCAGUGCAUCACUCAAAGUCUCGACGAAUAAUGAACUCUUCGCUGAUUGUUUGGGACGAGGCACCAAUGUCACCCAAACUGGCUUUAUACGCAAUUGACAAAUUCUUGAGAGACCUGAUGCGGGAGCCAAACAAACCAAUGGGUGGAAAGAUUGUACUGUUGGGCGGUGACUUCCGACAGGUUCUACCCGUCAUUCGACGUGGUCACCGCACCCAAGUGGUACAGUCCAGUAUUAAGUGCAGCUACUUCUGGAAUUAUAUGAAAAAAUUCGAAUUAAGAAUCAACAUGCGACUGGAACAGGAUCAAGUGCAAUUUGGACAAUGGCUCAGUACUCUGGGAAACGGUACACUGCGAAUUCUUGAGCCCCGCCCCAUUAUAAAUGGCGUCGACGAUCUAAUUGAAGUACCGUCAGAGUGUGUGGUGGAAACAAAAGACGAGCUAAUUGACGCUGUGUUUGGUGAACAGCUAGACCAAGAUACGUCCAUGACAGCAAUACUCUGUCCAACAAAUGUGUCCGCUAACGAGAUAAACACGUGA
Molecule: messenger RNA, 1344 nt
Organism: Homalodisca vitripennis (glassy-winged sharpshooter)
Lineage: Eukaryota; Metazoa; Arthropoda; Insecta; Hemiptera; Cicadellidae
Exons: 1
Coding region: 1-1344 (447 amino acids)
Biological process (GO): telomere maintenance; DNA repair
Molecular function (GO): DNA helicase activity
Source: RefSeq, a predicted model, not a curated record